AUGCGGUUGGACAGGUCCAUCGAUCACGCUUCCCGUGGAUCCUUUUGGUACUCCUACAUGUGGAAAAGCUACAUCCAAAACAUUUUGCCAGAAGGAACCAAUGGGGUGGUGGUGGUGUUUUCCAGCUCGUGUGGAAGAGCGUUUACCUAUCGCCUGGAUGGUCCCAAGACUACGUAUCUGGGUGGUGGGGACCUUCAUGACCCCAAAUAUAACUACCUGGGCACAUCCAAGACACUCUAUGAUAUUAUGUAUGGCACCAGGCAGUCUACAGAAGGAAGCAGCUACUCGGGGCUUCCCAUGCCCAAAACAUAUUGUGUUAUGACACCCAGCGUCUAUCCCUCACAAGAUUUUGAAGAUGAAUAUCACCAGUGGGCCGGCGAUCUUCACAACAUUGGCUGCAUGUAUCUUUGUCUUUACAUCCCUGGUUUUCAUCAGCUACGACUGCACUGUGGCAAGAUGACAGCACAUUGUCAUGCAAAGAGCUCUGGCCUCUGGAGCCAUUGUUUCUUCCCUAUUCCCGAAAAGGUGAAGCAGCAGCUAUAUGACGAACAAACACAAGAACAGAAGAAGCAAAAUACAGUCAAAGAGUUCAUGACAUUGCCAGAAUCUGCCGACAAAGCUUCAAUCAACAGUAGCAAGCCCAUUGCGGAUCUCUUUGACAACACCACAGUCUUCUUCACGGAUUUGGCGGGCUUUACCGCCUGGAGUGGCAAACAAACACCGGUGGAAGUGUUUGAACUCUUGGAAAAUCUAUAUGGUGCUUUUGAUGCUGUUGCAAAGGUGAGCCGGGAACAAUCAGGUGGCACCAUGGUUGAUUCAAUCUUUGCUCAUCCAGUUGCUGUCUACACAUGACAACAGCGCCGCAGAGUCUUCAUACUUGAAACAAUUGGGGAUUGCUAUAUUGCAGUUACUGGUAUGCUGCUUUGUACUGCUGAGGGUUCCAUGCACUUGCUGCAUUAUGACAAAUCUAACAGGCAUGCAUUGUUACAUUUCCCAAAUGAAGGCUUUGGCAUCCUUCCAUUCAACUUCAUCGCCUGCUCGCCACCAGCUAUUUCUCUGAGGCUCCACUAAGUUAUGUCUCAUGAUUCCCUAGAUUCCAUGCUACACUCAGGCUUCCUAUUGUUGCCCCAUUAUCUCCAUCCCAUGUGGCGUAUGUCUAGUUGCACUUGUCAAGGAUCUGCACUUGGAGAGUAUGCCAGUGAGGUACUACGACUGUAGUACCUACUCUUUGAAAUCUGUUCUGUAUUCUUGAGCGUCAGUGCUACGGUAGCUGCAGCCAGUCAAGGUAUGUGGCCUGGAGAUGGACCCGGUAGGUCCUGGUGUUUGCCCUCGAGUUGGUCUGGGUGUGUGAUCAAGAGUGCAUGCAGUCAUACUCGGGACUGAAGUUCUUACCAUUUUCCACGCUGCGGCAAUGUACACGUGUACUGCUUCCGAGUGACGACCGUUCCUUU
Messenger RNA from Seminavis robusta, 1451 nucleotides. Lineage: Eukaryota; Bacillariophyta; Bacillariophyceae; Naviculales; Naviculaceae. The record is from the annotation of a GenBank genome assembly.